UCUUACUCUUUUACUUUCUCUCUCCUUUACCUUUCCUUUCCUUUACUUCUGCAAACCCAGAUCUGGGUCUUCCUCUCUCAAACCCAGAUCUGGGACCCAGAUCUGCGUACUAUAAUGAGAGGGAGCCAAAAAAAUGAAACAAAAUAAAAAAAUAAAAUCAUGAUGUGGCUUGGAAGGAACCGACCCGCCCGAUUAGAAGGACUAGAUGGAACCGACGAUGCUGUUGUCACCGGCUGUAUUUCCAGGGUUUCCGUGUGAGGUUGGAGCCAAGAAAUUUGGACUACACAGCAGUGGGAGCGCUAUGUUAUCUUGACGCUUUUCAGACCCGAUCACCUGCCUUGGAGCUUCGGGUCGAUGCUCAAGGCUCCGAUUGACGCUUCCAUGGCGACGAUUGUUGUUUGGAGGACGGAUCAAGUCACUGUUUUAGUUUCCCCAAGAUCUUGAACUCUCCUGAUCUGUAAAUCUUUCACCUGCCUUCGGUAACAAUUUUGAGAAAAACCCAGAUUUGGGUUUCAUCACAGAUGUUCCCAAUGUUGCUUUGCCUUUGCUUUAUUGUCAGUUUCUUUAUCAUCCAUUGGGUUCUUGAUUCCUUUUGGCAGGCUGUAGGAUUAGGCUUUCGAUAACCAAUUCCAGUUGUUUGAUACAACAAACUCAGACGGAACAUCGAUGGUGUCGUCGAAAAGUUAUAUGCUCGAUUCACUUCUUUGCUGGAGUUUUCUCAAACUUCUGGUGAUCUUUCCUCAUCAACUCUCGCCAUUUUCCUUUCCUCAUCAACAAAUUCCUACAGUACGCCAUUGCCUACUUCUAUUUGGGUUUGAGAAAUUGAAUAGUCUGCUUGAUUCACUUCUUUGCUUGAGUCCAUGUGAUGCAGUGCUCAAAACUGUUAUUUUGUGGUUCUGUUGUUUGGAAUUUGCUGUGGCAGAGAUGCUCUUUCUAAGGUAUUUGGUUUGGAUUUUUGUAGAUCUACAAAUAUAAGGUUUGGUUUGGA
Messenger RNA from Rubroshorea leprosula, 988 nucleotides. Lineage: Eukaryota; Viridiplantae; Streptophyta; Magnoliopsida; Malvales; Dipterocarpaceae. The record is from the annotation of a GenBank genome assembly.